This is a messenger RNA of Drosophila eugracilis, 1969 nucleotides long. RefSeq lists its product as uncharacterized. Gene Ontology annotation, biological process: regulation of transcription by RNA polymerase II. The coding region runs from base 222 to 1724 and encodes 500 amino acids. Gene Ontology annotation, cellular component: nucleus. The transcript has 3 exons. The record is from RefSeq and is a predicted model, not a curated record. Gene Ontology annotation, molecular function: DNA-binding transcription factor activity, RNA polymerase II-specific; RNA polymerase II transcription regulatory region sequence-specific DNA binding. NCBI's taxonomy places the organism in Eukaryota, Metazoa, Arthropoda, Insecta, Diptera, Drosophilidae.
GUGACAUCGAUUGCCACAGUCGAUAGUAUCGAAAAAAAAAGCCGAUCUAAUGUUGUUUAUAAAUAAAUAGAAAUUAUUUACAAAUAAGUAUAUAAAAUUAUAGCCCACAGUUCGGCAAUUCAACAAUAUGUUUGUGCUUUUUGUUUAUUCGAUAAGCUAUUAAUAGUGCCGGCUGAAGCAUUUAAAAUAACGUAGAUUGUGCCAUCAGUGGACUCCUGACAAUGCUGAGCGAGGACCAGGAAUCGUCGGAGGAAGCAGAAGGACCAUGCACUGUUUGGAGAUACCGUUGUAGCGUGGCCAGAUGUCCUUAUAGGACCAACAGACCCUACAACCUGACGCGUCACGGAGAGUCCCACGUGAAACCAAAAGAAUCCAAACAGUACGGCUGUCCAGUUUGUGUCUACAGCACCGAAAAGUCAUCCAAUUUAAAGCGGCACUUGUCCGUCAAGCAUCCCGGGACCAAGGAACGACUGCCGGAAACCCCGCCCCUGGAUCGCAAUGUCAAGAUACAGUGCCAGGUGAUGGGCUGCAAAUAUGAAACCAAUCGCCCCUUUGACCUCAAGCGCCACUUGUCGGUGCACAACAAUCCGGAGAAAAGCAACAAGACCUUCAAGUGCUCCUUAUGCACUUACAGUUCCGAUAGGAAAGCCAAUCUUAAGCGACACCACGAACUGCGGCACUCGGGCAUUGAGGAGGCCAUUCAAACCGCUGAGGAGCUGCGCGACGAGUUGCACUUUGAGGCAGAGAUGUUGGAGAAGCAAAAACUUAAGGCUAAAAAGUGUGAGCAGCAAAAUGUUAUCGUUCAGAAUUUAAAGUACCACAGGGAGCAAAAACUGAAGCAUCAGAUGCUGGAGAAGCAGAAGCAAAAAGAGCAGUUAAUGGAGGAACAGAUGCUAGAAGUCCAGAUUCUGGACGAGAACAUAGAGCGCGAAGACAUUAAUUUGCUGCCAAAAGUUAACAGAUCACCUGCGCUGCCCAAACCAAAAGAAAACUUGCUUAUAAGUUUAAUGAAAGAAAUCGAUGAUGAAGAACAGGGAGACAUUAAGCUAGAGUUUGUGUACAAUCAACUGAAGGAAGAGAAGAUCCCAAUUAUCACAAUUUGCAAACCGCAAUUACUUCAUGGAGACAUCAGCAAUAAGCAACUUAUUGCAGUCAAUAUGGAUGGACAGUUGCGUUGGUUUCAAUCUAUAGAUCCACCUCCAGGUGCUCCGACGAAACUGAAAUGUGCCGUGGAAAAGCAGACAGUUUCCUCCCAACAGCAAAUGGACGAAUUGGAUAAUGAGUUGGCAUUAUCCCUAGCAGAGCACGAUCAGCAAGAGGAUUUUCUCGUCGAAAUGCUGUCUGAAGAAAAGCAAGUCGAAAAGCCUCCCACUCCGUUUGAUCUAGCUUGGAGUUGGAGUACACCGGAUGCUGUACAUCACAUUACUCCCAACAUUGAAGACAUAGAGCAACAUGAAUAUGUGGAUGCGGAUUUUCCCGAUUGGUGGGAUGAUGGCAAAUACACAAAAAUGCAGAAGAACCAAAUAUUUCGGGAUCAACCAAAUAAGCCCUCGCAUGCAAAUGUGCAGCGCAUUUUGCGUAUAAUUUACGAUGUUUAUUACAAACCUUUUAAGGAAGAUCGCAAGCAGUUCGAGGCGUUCCAAAUCAAAGACUCCUGGCUGUGCGCCACUCGGAUGACUCGGAUGCAGAUAAUCAAGGACAUGUACUCUAAGCAGGGCACAUAAAAUCAAAGUAUAUAAAAUUUAUUUCGAAAGUAUACUUUUUGAAUUAGUUUGUACAUUGCCGACAAAUCCUGUAUCAUCAGCUGGGAAAUAGAAGGAUAUGCAACUAUUUAAGCAUUCAAUAUUAUCUUUGUAUAUUAAGCACAAAAAUGAAGUAUAAGUUUAAUAUUUAAAAAUCGUUUUGAUAACAUAAGAGUAGGUAAUAAAUAUCAAAACAAAUGGUUCUGUUUAAAUAUUUCGAAUCAUAA